Messenger RNA from Bombyx mandarina (wild silkworm), 1994 nucleotides. RefSeq names its product putative peptidoglycan muropeptide transporter SLC46. Gene Ontology annotation, biological process: transmembrane transport. Gene Ontology annotation, molecular function: transmembrane transporter activity. Gene Ontology annotation, cellular component: membrane. The record is from RefSeq and is a predicted model, not a curated record. NCBI's taxonomy places the organism in Eukaryota, Metazoa, Arthropoda, Insecta, Lepidoptera, Bombycidae.
UCCGCCGAAGAACAAUGUUGGCUGAUGCGUAACUCGAAGUGUAAGAAGAUAAAUUAGUUACAUAUUUAUUAAAAGUGGUGUCGUCGAUAGUGAGACCUGUAUUAUCGUAGCAGUCGAGAUGCGAGCGACUCGUAUGCACCGCCGCACACCCAUAUCGCGCUUAAUUCCUGACAUUUACUGCUCAAGUUUUUAGAAACGACAGUCGAAAAGUCACGGAUUAACCGUAUAGUCAAGUGCGGGUGACGCGGGCGCCGCAGACGCAGUGUUGUGUGUGAAGUAAAUAUUCUUUAUCACGUUUUAUGUUACUUUUACUAACUCUUACUUUCACUGGCACGAACAUGUUGACGAGCACUGAAAACAAUUCUAGCGUCAAUGAGCUAGCCAAUUCGAAUACACUGCUCACCGGAACCUCCGGCGGAACAUGGAGAGAAAAAUCGAAAAUAAUUUUGAAACAAAUAAAAUACGUACUUCGAGAAACGACAGUAGAGCCCUGCCUUUUUAUGUACAUGAUGUGCACGUCUAUUUCAAGUCUGGCGGUACAAAGUAUGCACCUGGAAAAGGCUUGCAGAGUCAAUUUUAAUUACGGCGACGAUAUCUGUGACCGUUUGAGAUUAAGGAACACAACAGGACUCGACGAAGAAGUGAACAACGUUCAAUCAUUAGUCGCCAAAGUCGUCGCUUGGAAGUUUCCUCUUCAAACCAUAAUUCCCGCCAUCAUGGUGAUAUUCGUCGGAGCCUGGAGUGAUAAAUACAAAAAGAGAAAAAUAUGUAUUGUAUUCCCUUUCAUCGGCGAGAUACUUUCAAAUACAGGACUUCUGUUCGCCACGUAUUAUUUCCAAGAGCUGUCGCUGACGGCGACAGCGCUGAUUGAAGCGUUACCCGCGGCGUUUACUGGAAGCUAUGUGAUUAUAUUUAUGGGCAUGUACAGUUUCAUGGCAGACAGAACCACGGUCGAGAGCAGAACGUUUAGGUUGGGGCUUGUCACGAUAUGCGUCACGUUGGGGACACCGACCGGCACUGCCCUCAGCGGCAUAUUAUUACGUGCUCUGGGUUACUAUGGAGUGUUCUCAUUGUUACUCGUCCUGUAUUUUUUAUCGUUCUUGUACGGAUUAAUACGUCUCGAAGAUGUAUUACCAAUCGAAGAAAGCGCUAGUAGCAUUACUAGGUACACGAUGCAGAACAAGAGAUUGAAAAUGUUGCGUGAGGUCUGUCAAUUAGUUGCAAACACAGUGAUGGUCGCAUUGAAGCCUCGCGCGUUUCAAGGCAGAACACAAAUAUUUUGCAUUUUAGCACUAUAUUUGCUGAUGGUUGGACCUCUGUACGGGGAUUCCCAAGUGUCUUAUUUGUACACAAUAAGGAAAUUUGGCUUUACGGAGGUGGAAUACAGUAUUUAUGGGACAAUUAAUAUCGUCGUCGGUCUUUUGGGAACCAUAUUUUGUAUAUUAGUGCUCAGCAAACGAAUGAAUGUCCAAGACAGCAUUAUAGGCGCUUUAGCGGGAGUGAGCAGGAUAGCAGGAUGCCUCAUGUUCGCCCUUGCUCCGACCAGACAAUGGUUCUAUUCCGCUCCUCUAUUCAACAUCUUCAGUUUUACUGGUCUGACAGCAAUCAGGUCAAUAGCUACUAAGAGCGUUCCUACAGAAGAAGUUGCCAAGCUGAGUGCACUUAUAGGCGUCACGGAAUCAUUGGCUCCAUCAAUAUACAUGCCGGCUUCUAGCUAUAUCUACAUGUCUACUAUAGAAACAUUUCCGGGUGCAUUUUACUUGUUUGAUGCAGCCUUAACUGUUGUAGCUCUAUGUCUAUUCGGCAUGAUCUACAUUUUAGCGCGAAAGAAAAACAUUGCUUUAUCAGCGAAUGUAACAAACAAAGAAGAACUAGCAAGAGAGAAUGAAAUUUCAAGAUUUUAAUAAACUAAAACUAUUUUUAUUAAAUAGGGUUAAAAAAGACUGGUAGUUAUUUUAAAUAGUUAGUAAGAAAGCAAUAUAGAUUAAAGAUAA